AAAGCCGAGGCACUGAGACGCCGCCAUUUUGGUUCCAUGUGAGGUCUCUGCUUUUGACAUGUUUAGCUGCGGAUGAAGGUGACCGUGUUCGGUAGAAAGAUGGCCUCGGUGCGGACGGCCAGGAGGAUGUUCUGUGCUGCGGCGGCUCCGGCUCCGGGCAGCCGCUGGGAGAGGCUGAAGAACAGUAAAGCGGCUGUGUGGUGCCGCAGCCUGCUGUCCGACUACAAGGAAGCGUGCAGGGAGUCGGUGGUUGGUGCUUGGGAGCGGCCUCUAAAGACAUCGGUGUACGUGAGCCUGCUGGGCGGCGCCUGGGCCUGUUCUCACACCAAACCUGACCAGUCGUCUUUUGAGGGUGCCUUGCUGGAGCGCUCCAACCAGCUGGGCCUUCUGUCGCCGUGGAUCCGUAACGGCGUCUCUGACGGCCACGUUCAAAGCCUGGUGAAGCUUCGUAACGAAGGUUGCCUCCGCUACGCCAGCCUGGGACUUCUCUGUCUGGUCUACCGCGCUGACUACGACCCGGACGCCACGCUGUACGAAGCCCGGUGCUCCAACCUGUCGGUGCCCUGGAGGGAGCUUCCCCAGCGCGUCCUGGACGUGGGCUUCAUUGGCCGCUGGUGGAUACUGGACUCAAAGAUGCAGGACUAUGACGUGAACAAGGAAGAAUACAAACACCUCCCGGCACACAUGCAGGGUACCUCACCCCCCAGCCCUCAGGAGGUGGAGAGGAACGAGAGGUUACACAGGGAUUCCUGGUUAGCGCUGACGAUGGAGGACAAGGAGGAAUGAAGUGAUGGAGAACGUUAGUGAGGAGAGUCAAAUGAAGCUGCGAGGGAGGAACGGACUGCAGUUUGAUCCGUGUAGGCCAUAAUAAAACCACGUGCUCUUUUUCCCACUGGUUUCAGUGUUGGAUUCAACUUAAGUAAUGCAUUUUCAGCCUGAUAGAGAAACAUCUAGUUCAGACUUUUUUCUGGUUUUUACAUUUUGAGUUGGUGAAUAUUUCAGGAAAUCCGCCUGCUUUUCCCACUCAUGAUGACUGAUCAGUGUCUGGCAGAAUAAAACUGUUUUAUUCCUCGUAGCAUUGUUUGUGUCAUUCAGGCACAGCGGACGGUUUUCCAGCAUGAACGGCCUGAUUGAGGUAUUGACAGUGGGUUUUUGGUUUGUACUUUCAGUGUGUCUGGCCUACAGUCUUGAUGGUCAAACAUUCCCAUACAUUUAUUAUCUUGUAUUUGGGCUAACAGCCAAUGCUUUGUAAAUGUUCACUUGACAUCUGCUUAUAACCAGGACUGGGAAAAUAAAUUAUUCUGUUGCAACACAAACUAUUUUUAAGGCUUGUAGAAGUUAUGAAAAAACUUCCCAAUAAUAAACGACUCUGUCUAGUUCUGUCUCAUAAAACCCCACUAAAAUCCA
Messenger RNA from Fundulus heteroclitus (mummichog), 1407 nucleotides. RefSeq names its product translocase of inner mitochondrial membrane 29 (gene timm29). Lineage: Eukaryota; Metazoa; Chordata; Actinopteri; Cyprinodontiformes; Fundulidae. The coding region runs from base 73 to 786 and encodes 237 amino acids. The transcript is spliced from 2 exons. The record is from RefSeq and is a predicted model, not a curated record. Gene Ontology annotation, cellular component: TIM22 mitochondrial import inner membrane insertion complex. Gene Ontology annotation, biological process: protein insertion into mitochondrial inner membrane.